Psylliodes chrysocephalus is the source of this 12663-nucleotide messenger RNA. The record is from the annotation of a GenBank genome assembly. Lineage: Eukaryota; Metazoa; Arthropoda; Insecta; Coleoptera; Chrysomelidae.
AUGUCAAGUUUUGCAAAAAGACAGUUCAUAAAAGUGACUGGCCUUCAUCUUGGAACAACUUUUCUAGAAAACAAUUGGGACAAAGAUAUAAUUGGCAUGGAAGAUUUGCAGAAUUUUUUGGAAAUAGAAAACGUUAUGACAUUGUUCGCAGUCAUUGAAGAAAUUGAAGAUAAUAAACGAAUGAAAUUUUUCAAAACUUUCACAAAUCAAAAUUACGAAAUGAUAAUAUGUUUCAACAAAUGUAAGCCAAGCAUUCCAUCAGAUGAUAAUUUAUUGCGCGAUAUACAAACCACCACUUUGUCUGGACCACCAACCUUGGCAUUGUUUCAGAGUUUGAACAUGUUUUCUCCAUUAUUGCAACAGAAAGAUCAACCAAACUUGCUAAGACAAAUUGCCAACUUGCAAAAUGACCUAAGAACAGUGAUUUUUAGUGAUAGACCAAGUAGUACCAUAAUUGAGACGCCCGACUUCUCUUCUUUAUCUGUUGUGUCAUCUUUGGAACACGAAGUGUCUUACUGGAGCACCAUUAAACCUACAAAGAGAGAUCGACUCACCAAAGUUGCUUGCUCCGCUUUCAAAGAUCUUCUUGCCACAAUAUCAGGAGAAUUUAAUAUUAUUGAUGCCUUAUCCACUAUAGAUGUUGACGAUUUAUUAGAAAAAUCUCACAAUGUAUUGGACGAUUUAUGGAAAAAUGAACCGCCGUUUCCUAAAAAACGUAUUACUCACAUUAUGGAUAUUAUAGGUAACGAUAUUCAAAAGCAUUAUUCGGCAAUUUUAAAGCAAAUAAAUGUAUGGACUGAAGAAUAUCUUCAAAUAUCCGAAGUGUUAAAUCAGGAAAUAGCUUUGGGAGAAAAAUGGUUAACCAGUUGUAGACAACUGACGGAAAUUUUUUGGCCUAGCUAUGGCUUAAAUCCAUGGAAAGAUGGUAUAUAUCAACCUGCGGAGUUAGCGAAUUCAGUUGCUAUCCUGAAAAAGGUAUUAGAAAUCAGAUCCCUACACAGACAACUAAUGAAACUUUUGACACCUUACGAACAAGUCGAACUUCAAACUGAAGACAUACUGAAAAAAUUUGAAGAUAUAGAUGUGACAAUGUUUGGACCAGAAACUAGUUGUUUAUUAACAAAAGCAGAAAAACAAUUCGGAUAUAUGAUUCAACCGGCGGAGCAAAGGAUUGCAAUUAAACUUAAAAACCAAUUAACUGGCGUAAAUUCUAAUAUUCGACAGUUAAUUUACGAAUAUUCACGCUACGCGGAACUAAUAAAUCGUCCAGUUCUUCGCCAAGAAUUAAUUCAAGAAAGACAGUUUCUUUUGGUAUCGAUUUACGAUUAUUUAAAAUCGAUACACACAGAAGCGACAUCAGAAAACUAUACGGUCGCCACUCGCUACGACACUCCCGAGGUGGUAAAAGAUAUCAUUCAGAUCAGACAAUUGGAAUCCAAAGCGAGCGAGGUGCAGAAAGUGUCGCAAAAAUUACUUCAGGAUCUUCAGGGAUACGAUGAUUUAAAUCGUCAAAUACUUGAUGUUACGAAAGAUUUGAAACAGCAGCAUAACGAACUGUUCGAGUCUUGGUGUGCUGAAAUUUUAACGUACAUAAAAAAUAACGCUUUGACUCUUAAAGAAACUGAUCCCGUCGUUGAAUUUUUCGCAAAGAAGCUAAUGCGUGUAAAUUUUUCUCCGAGAUUGGUUGUUCUUAUUUCUGAGGUUAGGCAACUUGGAGCCAUGGGGUAUCAAAUACCUACAUUAAUAAAGGAAACUAGUGACCAUGCGAAGAAGUUUAUGAAGUUUGCAAGAAUUUUAGAACAGAUAGCACAUUUUCACAAUACCAUCGGUGAUCAAAUGAUUCCAUGUCAAAAACCCAUGAUGCUUAACAGUGCAUUGGAUUUAUCGAAAUUGGUUCAAGAACAAGAAGUAAUUUCUUGGGGACAAGAGAAAUCAGUGGAAAAAUAUGUCAACACGUUAAAAACUGCAGUUGAAAAACUUUCCAAAGAAAACAAUUUAUUGAAUACGUAUCAUCAUCAGAUUUUAGAAAAAAUACGAUAUCUAGAAGAAGUCGAUCUAAUCAAAGAAUACAGUAAAUGGAAAGACACUGCUAGAAAUGUUCGACAGAUAUUAUCCCAAGUAGAGGAGAAAGGGUUUAGAAAUAUGCAAAGUUGGAAAAAAGAAUUAGACAAGGCUCUCGCCAAAAUUUUAGAAAAUCAGUUCAUCGAAAGUCUGGAUACUCUUCACAUUUACCUACCAGAAAUCCGUACUGAUUUGAUAUAUAGACAUUCGAAAUUGGAAUAUUUACCGGAUGAAACGAGUUUAAGAAAAACAUACGACCAGCAGUUGAAGAGAUUUUUAGAUAUUCCAAAGCAUUUUAGAAAUAUAUCUGAAGAAACAAAUAGUGAAAUAUACGAAAGUAUAAUAGAAAGAAAUCAGCCAGCUUUGGCUGAGGUUGUAAAACGCACUGAUGAAUUAUUUGAACAACUAAAAGCGGUAAUGACGCACUGGCAGUCCUGGUUGCAAUUAGAAACAUUGGAUACGUCCAAGUUGACUAGUUGGCAACACUGGGAUCUACAUUUUAGGGCAUCUAAAACUUUUGGGCAGGAGAUUGCGAAGUUACCAAGCGAGGAAGAACGUGUCGGUUGCUUCGUUGUUGGUCUCUCACGAUUGAGAUCCGAUUUAGAAUCGCAUAACAGAAGUUACUGGGACCAAUUGGUCCAUUCUCUUAAAAAUGCUUUAUCGCAGGACGUAGUAAAACUUCAGAAUUACGUAGACCAUUCGACGAACGCUCUUACAAAACAACCGGUCACCAUAGACGAAGUUGGGGAAUCUGGAGCCAUUCACUCUAAUAUUUUGAAAGAAAAGCCCGAGAUGGAGGAAUUGUUUACGGAGAUGUCCCAAAAAGCGCACACAUUAUCCAGCUGGUCUAGGGAACAAGUUGUCGUCGUAAAUAGACUUAAAGGAGCUUGGGACCGUUUACAGAAUCUGUUAGAUAAUUACCAACAUAUCAUGGAAAAACAGUUGGAUAUUAUAAAAACAACGCUUAACGUUGAUAGAGAAAAUCUGGAUAAGGAUAUCGAAAGAUUCAACGCCAAAUGGGAAGAUAUGAAUCCGCGACCACAUUCUGGAGAAAUUUUUAGUAGCAGUCUUCAAGAUCUCGUUAAGCACUUAAAUAAUAUUAAAAACAAACGUGUUGAAUGGACAGAAAUAGAAGCAAAACGUAAUAUGUUACGUGAGAAUUACGUAAAGUUUAAUCUAGAACAACCAGAAAUUGCUUUUUCGAAGGAAAUAGAAGAAAGUCUUACAUCCGAAGAAAAGUCCUGGUCUGUAUUUGAAGACUUUUAUAAAGAAUUUGAAGAAAUUAAAAAUGAAUCUUGGAUAGUAUUCAGGAAGAAAAUAUACAAAUUAGAAGAAUUUUUGAAAUUGUGGCGAGAUAAGUUAACAAAAACAGACCCUUUGCAUUUGGAAUCUAGAAUUUUACAAGAAAUUCACAAAUACGAGACCGCAGCUCCGUUAUUAAAAUUUAUCAAAGGAGAAGAUUUCGUAGAAAAACAUUGGAUCGAUAUUUUUAAUUUAUUAGAAAUGCAAACAAAACCCGUGGAUCAACUUAUCUUAAAUGAUUUUUUGGAGGUCUCCGAUAAAAUACAAAAGAACCUUAAAGAACUGCAGGCCAUUUCGAAGAAGGCGGGCAGCGAAAUAAUUAUUAGACAAGCAUUGGCUGAGCUCGAACAAUGGGACAUUCACAGUAGAUUUGUUCUAACUGCUCACAAGGACUCGAAGAGUAAAGACAUUUCGUUGAUAAAAGAUUUUAAAGACAUUUUAAAUAAGAUUGGCGAUAAUCAAAGUUUAUUACAAUCGUUAAAAAAUUCUGCGGAUUACGAUUCAUCUAGUGAGAAAGUCGGUAUGUGGGAGAAUAAAUUUGGAGAUUUGGAUAAUUAUUUGUCAUCGUUAGCUAAAAUUCAACGAAAGUGGUUGUAUCUGGAACCAAUCUUUGUCAAUGGAACACUGGCUCAAGAGAAAAAUCGAUUUGAAAGAAUCGAUAGAGACUUUCGACAUAUUUUAGGUUUCAUUGAAAAAGAUCUUCGAGUGUCUGCACUUUGUAGAUAUCCAAAUUUAAGAUCACUUCUUGAAACUACGUUGAAUCAGUUGGCUAGAUGUCAAAAUAAUUUAGAUGAAUUUCUAAAGGAAAAACGGAAAAAGUUUCCAAGAUUCCUUUUUCUUAGCGACGAUGACUUAUUGGAAGUCGUCGGACAGUCGUCAAAGGAACAAGUCAUACAGACUCAUUUAAAAAAAUUAUUUGUCGGUAUCAAUAGCGUAGAGUUAUCAAUCAGUGGACAAGAAAUUAUUUGCAUUUGUUCUUUACAAGGAGAAAAAAUUAAUUUAUCGAAUAACGUGCAAAUUAACAAACCAGUAGAGAUUUGGCUCAACGAUUUAGUAAAAGAAAUGCAGAUUACUUUAAAAGAGCUGUUAGUUAAUUGUCAAAAAGAAAAGCAAGCUCCCGAUCCCUUAUUAUAUCCUUCUCAGAUCUUAUGUUUGUCGGAGAGUGUCACUUUUACAGCAAAAUGUGAACAAGCUAUCUCUAAUAUGACAUUGCAGACACUAUUAGCUAAAUAUAAGACCCAAUUGGAACAUUACAGUUCGCUCGAAUUGAAUAGAAGCCAAGAAAAAACUGACGGAGAAAAUGUAUUAGAGUUAAAACUUAAAGCUUUAUUACUCGAUACGAUUCACUUUAUAUUCGUUAUUGAGGAACUCAUAAGGAAUAAUGUAACAAAACAUUCCGAGUGGAUCUGGCAAAAACAACUGAGAUACUACAGCAACUCUAGUGGAGAAGUGACAGUCAAAAUGGCAAAUUCCAGAAUGGAAUAUUCAUACGAAUACCUAGGAAAUACUCCGAAAUUGGUUAGAACUCCACUGACAGAAAAAUGCUUUUUGACACUAACCCAGGGAAUUCAUUUGGGCAUGGGCGGAAAUCCUUAUGGACCAGCUGGUACGGGAAAAACUGAGUCCGUCAAAGCACUUGGACAUCUUUUGGGUAGACAAGUUUUAGUUUUCAAUUGUGAUGAAGGUAUAGAUGUCGCUGCGAUGGGUCGUAUUCUGAUUGGAUUGAUUAAAACUGGUGCAUGGGGUUGUUUUGACGAGUUCAAUCGAUUGGAUGAAGCAACUUUAUCGGCAAUUUCAAUGUUGAUUCAUGCCAUACAGGUAUCAAUUAGAAAAGAUCAACACACUGUUCAGCUGUUAGAUCAAGAAGUUGCAGUAAAUAAACACUGCGGAAUUUUCGUAACACUAAACCCCGCUGGUGGUGGAUACGGGGGCAGGAAUAAAUUACCAGAUAACCUUAAACAAUUGUUUAGACCAGUAGUUAUGACCCAUCCAGAUAACGAAGAAAUCGCAAGGUCUUUACUACAUUGUGAAGGUUACAGAAGUGCCAAUAUCAUUGCUAAAAAACUAAUUGAAGUUUUUGACAUAUCUAGCAAACUAUUAAGCAAGGAACAACACUACGAUUGGGGCCUCCGAUCCAUCAGAACUGUAUUGACUGGUUGUGGACGAGCACUUAAAAAUGUACGAUCUCAAAGCAAAACUAUUGAUGUUAAUGAGGAAAUGUCUAUGGUCGUGCAAGUCCUUAAAAUGGAUACUCUAUCUAAACUUUCGUUUUCCGAUAGUACUAAGUUUAUGUCGAUUGUACAAGAUGUAUUUAUGGAAGUCGCUAUUCAGGUGACUCAAGAUGAUUUAUUAAGAACGAACAUUGAAGCUUGUUUCAAAGAGAUGGGUUUGGUCAAAAAUGAAAGACAGAUCAACAAAUGUUUAGAGUUGUAUGAACAGCUUCAACAGAGGAUGGGUAUAGCGAUAGUCGGACCUCCAAAAUCUGGUAAAACUACCAUUAGGAAUCUUGUUGUCAAGGCACUUACAAAAAUAGGGAAAUGCAUAAAAUUCUAUCCAUUUAAUCCUAAGAGUUUGGAUAGAGCUCAGCUAUUGGGUAAGAUGGAUAUGAAUACAGGACAAUGGAAUGAUGGUGUUAUAACUAAAUACAGUUUGCAAAUUACUGCAGAAAAUUCAGAUAUAUGGUCUUGGAUUGUUUGCGAUGGAGAUAUAGAUCCAGAAUGGGUUGAAUCGUUAAAUUCUGUAUUAGAUGAUAACCGGUUGCUCUCUCUGCCUUCCGGUUGGCGUAUACAGUUCGGACCGAAUGUCAAUUUUAUUUUCGAAACACACGAUUUAAGUAAUGCUUCACCGGCUACCAUUUCAAGAAUGGGUAUUGUACUAUUAAGUGAAGAAGAUCUUGACGUGCAAUAUGUCCUUCAAAGUUUCGUUGAAAAAUUACCAGAGGAACAAAAACCUGUACUCGGACCAUUAUUAAAUGACUAUUUUGUAAACGCUGUCAAUUGGAUAACAAAAGAUGGUGAGACAGUUCUCCCUUGUUCCAAAAAUGCAGUAGCUGCAACUGGGUUGUCCCAGUUGGUUGAUGUAAAUAAUAAGACACAUUUUACAGUUGCUUUGAUAAAUGGUUUGGGCCAUCAAUUACAAGAUGAUUUUAAAGAAAUUUUUACUCAACAAAUAUAUGAUUGGCUGGAAGAAACACCCCCACCUGUUAUAUUAAGAUCUCGUUACAAUAAGGACAGAUAUCUAAUAGAAUCGUACUACACAAAUCCGAAUAUCACUGUUACUGACGAUGGUGUUAAGAUACCAUUAAUUGUUACCGGUCAAAUUCAAGAAUACUUAGAUUGUUUGGCAAAUUGGUUAGUUGAAUCAAAAGAGCAACACAUUUUGCUCGUAGGUCCACAUGGUUCGGCAAAGACGUACGUAAAUUUAAACUGUUCUAUAUUUGAACUGAAUUGUAUAAUUAUUUAUUUUAGCUUACUAUUAGAACAUCUAGUAAAUAACAGAACAAAUUUAGAGAUAGUUUCAAUAUAUUGCAGCGGAAGUUUGACACCUAAUUUUGUCGUUACUAAACUAUCACAGUACUGUAUUCAAGUAAAUACUCACAAGGGAAAAGUUUUGAGGCCCAAAAAAGGAAAUGUUUUAUUACAUUUCAAAAAUUUACAUUUACUUAAACCUGAUAAAUGGGGCACAAAUAUACUCAUCGAAUUUCUGAAUCAGAUAAUCGUAUACAGAGGGUUUUUUGAUUCUAAUGUUGAAUUUAUUGGAGUUGAAAACGUUACAAUUGUUGGAUCAUUGGAGGCUAACAAUAAUUUAUCGCAACGAUUCAUUUCUAAUUUAAGAAUAUUUAAUACCAGCUUGCCAGAACCCGAUGAUUUUUCUAUAAUAGUAGUGGCAUAUCUUACAUCUGUUUUAAAACAAUAUUACAAUCAUUUUCCAAAGGCCAAAAUUGUUAAACUAGCAGCUGCAAUCAUUUCGUUGUACGAUAAACUAAGAAAUACAUUUAGUACGGUUCAUAAUAAACAUUAUUCCUUUACACCACAUGACGUAACAAAUUUGUGCCACGGAAUUUUGCAAUAUAAAAAGAAUGAUGAUGAAAACGUUGAAGACUUUAUUUUAGAGGUGAUAAAAUAUGAAGCAAGGAACAUUUUCGGUAACAAAUUGGUCAAUGACGACGAUCGAAAUGUGUUUAUCAAAUUAAUGAAUGAUUCGUUCGAAGCCCAUUGGGGUGCCAUCACACCUUCGUCUUUAAAGAUAACUUAUUAUUAUGUCGUCGUGGAAAAAAGCUCCAAUCGUGAUGAAAUGGGCGAUUUAAUAAAGUUAAAUGAGCCAGAAUGGAAAGAAAUGGUACAAAGUGGAAUCACUCAAAAUGAAAGGGAAGGUUAUGUUUUAGAUUUGGUUCUCAAUGAAGAAUUACUACAUCUGACAGCGAAUAUUUUAAAAACAGUUAAUUAUCCUAGAGGAAAUAUACUUUUAAUUGGAAAAUCUGGUAUUGGAAGAAAAAGCGCAGUAAAAAUUUGUAGUGCACUACAAUCAGCUAAGUUGAUUGUUCCUACAUGCGAUCAACAACCUUUCCUUAAUAACGAUUUAAAAAUGGCUAUGCAAUGUUCUGGAAUUGAUAGAGAAGAAGUAUACAUUUUAAUCGAAGACUUCAUUUUAAACAAAGAAACUAAUAUGAAUAUGUUUAAUUCCUUAAUUUCAUCAGGAGAAAUACCAGGUUUAUAUUCACCUGCUGAAUUAGAGUCUAUAAUAAAGGGGUUAAAAGAUGAAUCGGAUAGAGAAAAUUUUGAUGGCAGUUUAAUACAAUAUUUUUCCGACAGGAUCAAACGGUAUCUACAUGUUAUAAUUUGCCUUGAUGUUGACAACGAUCAAAUAUGGAAUAUUAUCCAAAAUUGUCCGUCACUCACCCAAAAUUGUUCCAUCAUUUGGCAAUCAGUAUGGAGUUAUAAUACAAUUAAAGACAUUCCAAAUUCAAUAAUGGAAAAAAAUAAAUCUAUUGAUAAAGACAAUCUACACGCUUCUAGUAAAAGUUUUUGUUCAGUCUACAAUAUCACACAAUCAUCCAUUUCAACACCUUCAAGAUAUAUUUCUUUGGUGAAACUCUAUAUACAAAUUUACGAAGACAAAAUGACGAUGAUCAAAACUAAGCAACAAAAGCUCAAAGCUGGUGUUUCAAAAUUGACAGAAGCUGAAAGUCUGGUGAAGGAAUUGAAGCAAGAUGCAGUAGAAAAACAAACGAAAUUGGCAGAAAAACAAACUAAAGCCAAUUCAGCAUUAGAUAUGAUCAGUAAUACAAUGAAGAACGCCAACGUUCACAAAGAUGAAAUGGAACAUUUGAAGAGCAAAACUGAAGAAGAAAGUAUACAAUUAAACAAGAGAAAGAAAGAUAUUGAUAUUGAGUUGGCUGAAGUGGAACCACUAAUGGAACAAGCUAGAGCGGCUGUUGGAAAUAUUAAAACAGAAUCAUUGGCCGAAAUCAGAUCUUUAAGGGCACCUCCUGAAAUAAUUCGAGACAUUCUUGAAGGGGUUCUUAGACUUAUGGGAACUCAAGAUACAUCUUGGAAUAGCAUGAAAAUAUUUUUGGCGAAAAGAGGAGUUAAAGAAGAUAUUAAGUCAUUCGACGCUAACAGGAUCACAAAAGAAAAUCGACAGGCUGUAGAAAAACUGAUAGCAACCAAAAAGGACUCUUUUGAUCCAAAAUCAGCAAAAAGAGCGUCUCAAGCUGCUGCUCCAUUAGCUGCAUGGAUUUUAGCAAAUGUCAAAUAUUCCUACGUUCUAGAUAAAAUCAGACCCUUGGAAAAAGAGCAGAUGAAAUUGAAAGAAAAUUUAUCGAAUGCAGAAAAUCAGCUUGGCGAAUUAAGUGCCGGUCUUAUCGAUGUUGACACUACAGUAUCUAAGUUGAAGGAAAAACUAUCUGUAUAUACAAAAGAAGCCGCCGAAAUUGAAAUAGAUUUAAAUAAAGCUCAAGCCACAUUAUCAGCUGCCGAAGGAUUAGUUGCGAAACUUGGAGAUGAAUAUGAACGGUGGCAAAAACAGCUUCAAGAAUUGUCAAUGGAUAUAGAAAAACUACCGAAUCAUUGCUUAAUAAUGACCGCAUUUAUGACAUACAUGUCCAGUGAAUCUGAAGAUAAAAGACGGGAAUUUUUGAUGAAUUGCGCUAAAGAAAUUGGUAGCGAUUCCAUAGAUUUGGAGUCGUUUUUUUCUUCAGAAAGAGAACGCAUGCAAUGGCAAAGCGAAGGUCUCGCUUCAGAUAAGUUGUCAAUUGAAAAUGCCGUCAUGAUAUUAAAGAAUAAUAUGGUACCAGUGCUAGUCGAUCCCACUUCAUCGGCCGUUAACUGGGUUAAACGACAUAUGAAAACUAAAAACAUCGAAAGCAUAACUCAGAAUUCUCCAAAGUUCCGAGGAACAUUGGAACUGGCCAUUCGAUUUGGAAAGACGCUCAUAAUCGAGGAAAUAGAUACGAUUUCGACUAUUUUAUUUCCAAUAUUGAGAAAAGAAUUUGUUUUACAAGGCGAAAGACGAUUAAUAAAAAUGAAUGGAAAGUUGAUGGAUUAUCACAAUGAUUUUAGAUUGAUUCUCUCUAGUAGAAAUGAGUAUGUUACGUUACCUCCAGAAGUUUCUCCAUUAAUAAAUUUAAUGAAUUUUACAGUAACACAUACUGGUCUUACUGAACAAUUGCUUUCUCGGGCGAUUAGUCAAGAAAAUCCAGAAAUAGAGAAUAAGAAGAAAAAACUCGUAAAGGAAAAGGAAGAAUUUGAAGAAAAACUGGAUCAUCUUCAAAAUCAGCUACUAGAAGACCUGGCUAAUUCUUCGGGGAAUAUUCUUCAAGAUAUCAAGCUAUUAGAAUCGUUAAAUCAAACCAAAGCUAGUUCCGAAGCUAUCGCUCUAUCACUGAAAGAAUCAAAUGAAAUUCAACGAAAAUUGGAAACCGAAUAUGACGUCUAUAGGGAGUUGUCCCAAUUUGGUAGUUCAUUAUACUUUGCUUGCAAUGAAUUUGCAAGAAGCAAUAUAUUAUAUCUUCUUUCGGUAUCUGCUUUUACAGGGUUAUUUCUUAGAUCACUACAAAGUUUUCAAGGCCUGGAAAACAAUCUAGAAUCUCAAAAAAAGCAGCUUCUGCAUACAGUUUAUGGAUAUAUGAGUCGCGGGAUUUUCCAAAAUGAUCGAUUGAAAUUUUUGAUGUAUAUCAUCUUCAAGCUAUAUCCUAAAUCGAUUCCAGAAACAGAAUGGAACGUUUUCAUUGGAAAUAUAGUUUCAAGUAAUACAAACAGGGAGAAUAUCCCACCUUGGAUACCAAAUCAUUCAAUUAAUAAUGUUCAACAAUUGCAGACUGCAUUGGCAGAUUUUUUUAUUUCAUUAAAACUUGACGAAUAUAAUUUAUGGAAAAACUUUAUGACUGUUAGUGAAUGUGAAAAAGAAUUUCCCACUCAUUUAUCUUUGACAGAUUUUCAAAAAGUUUUGGUGGUUCAAGCUGUUAGGCAAGAUAGAUUAUUUUCCGCAAUGUCUCAAUGCGUCUUAAAUUUGACAGGACUGAAAUCUCUUAAUCCCCAAAAUCUUGAUCUUUCGUCUUUGUACAAAGAAAGUGAUAAUAAAGUUCCUAUAUUAGUCUUAACUGUAUCCGGAUCAGAUCCAAUAUCAGAAAUAAAAGAAGUUGCAUCUACGCUUCUUCAAGAAAAUAUUGAGGUUGCAAUGGGCGAGGGUCAAGAAUCUAAAGCGUUGGAAGCCUUAAAAAGAUGUUGUGAGACAGGAUCAUGGCUCAUAUUAAAAAACUUGCAUCUGGUUACUUAUUGGUUACCAGAAUUGACGCAAAUUCAUAAAAAUAUACAGCCGCACGAGAAGUUCAGGUUAUGGCUUAUAUCGGAACCAACGGUAAAUUUUAACUUCGUAUUGGCUCAAAAUAGUUUGAAAGUUGUAUACGAAACAUCGCAAGGUAUUCGGAAUAAUAUUCUACGAACGUUUGCGACUUUUGGAAAAAAGUAUUUCGAAAAAUUAAAUUCUAAUGCUGCCAAGAUAUUUUUCGUACUUGCAUGUGUACAUGCUCUAUUUCAAGAAAGAAGAAAAUAUAUUCCUCAAGGAUGGUCUAAGUUUUAUGACUUUAGUGAUACAGAUCUAUCGACUAGUGUGAACUUGAUAGAGGAUCUAUGGCAAAAUCAAGGAAUUCAAAUUCAGUGGCGAUUCAUUUCUGGUUUGAUUGGGGAUGCUGUAUACGGAGGUAGAAUAGAAAAUAUAGACGAUAUGAAAAUAGUUUAUUCUUAUACCAAACUAUAUUUUGUUGACGAUGUGAUUAGUCAUAGAUGGAAGCCAUUUGGAUUAAAUCUAAGUGUACCAAAUAAUGCCCAAUUUGAGGAAUAUAUAAAAAUGAUAAAGCAAUUUCCAUCUAUAGACAGACCUGUAUUUUUUGGAUUGUCUGAAAAUAUAAACAGGGCAUGGGAAAAACAAACAUCUCUGAGGAUGAUAUCAGAAAUUAAAAAUUUCCAUUUACAUAAAUCUAUCUCAACGAAAUUUGACCAAGACGCUUUUCAGAAAGGUCUUCUUCCUUUUAUGAGUGUCUGGAAGAGAGUAAACCAAGGCCACGAUUUUAUAAGAAUGAAUAAUGUAGAAAAAGUAACAAAAGGCUGUUCAGUGGAGAAAUUUUUAAAUGAAGAAUUUCAAAACGCCUUAACGCUUGUCCAAACGAUUCACAAGUAUUUUACUAAUUUGAAUAAAAUUUGUAAAGGAAUAAUAAAGCCCGAUGAAAAACAUUUAGCUGUCGGGUAUUUAUUAUUAAAUUAUAAGACUCCUGAAAGUUGGCAAGAUAUGUGGACAGGUCCCAAAGAACCCAUUCAAUAUUUAAAAACUUGUAUGUCUAAAAUUAUCAGUUUAUCAAAAUGGAAAGAUGAAGGUGUCCAAAGCUUACUUGAAAAGCCGUUACGGUUUGCUUCACUGUUUCAUCCGGAAGCAUUCAUUGCUUCUCACAAACAGGAUUUCUCAAAGAUGAAUAAAAUAUCAAUGGAUGAGCUGGUUCUACAAACAAGUUGGAAAACAAAAUCGAAUUCGAUAAUUUUAGCAGAAAUGCUGGUCGAAGGUGGAUUUUUUGAAAAUGGAGCUAUUAAACAAUGCUUACCAAAUUCUGAAACGUAUGGAGUUGUUCCGAAUUGUUACGUAAAUUGGGUUCGCAAGGACCAAAUUCUAUUAGAUGACAGUUAUAUGGAAGUACCGUUGUAUUCCACGUCAACGAGGAAGAAGAAGAUCGUAAUGCUUCAAAUUCCUUGUGAAAGAAACAGUAAAGAAAAGUGGCUACUAUCUGGAAUAGCUUUCUAUCUAGAAUAUUAG